AUGGUGGUUAGAACAGACGAGGCUCACCACCACGAUGUUAAGCAUUUUGCAUCGGACAUUCAUUAUCAGGGACAUGAACUUAAGGAAGCCCCAGCCCCAAUUGGAUCACUGAAUGAACUGAAGAACUCUUCCUGGAGAAGAUUGAGGGAGUGUGGAAAAAAUGGAAGUCCAAAUCCUUUUGCUGACAGUUUUCUUCUCUUCAGGAUUCCGUGUUGGGAUGUUUUCGUCCAAGAAACGCGUGAGUCCAAUGGAAUAGAAAUGUUCACGUUGCUGGUUAAUGUGAUUAAAGACUACGAGGUCAUUCUCGCAUCUAUAUUUUGCCUAAACGCCGAUUUGAGGGCCCUGGAGAAAGAACAACCGUGGCGAAUUUUGAUGUUAUGUUCGUGGGAUCUUACGGACUUUGAGACUGCUAAGAGUUCUAAAUCUUCUGCCCUCUUCCGUUUCUGCUCAACAAAAAUUCUAGUUCCAACCACCUUGUUGAAAUUUGCAGAACUCCCUUAA
This is a messenger RNA of Fraxinus pennsylvanica, 501 nucleotides long. NCBI's taxonomy places the organism in Eukaryota, Viridiplantae, Streptophyta, Magnoliopsida, Lamiales, Oleaceae. The record is from the annotation of a GenBank genome assembly.